UUUAAUUUCAUGGUCUGAAUCAAGCAGGAUUUGAACGGAAAUCAAUAAGCCAGGAACAACCGAUCCAGUGUGAUCAGUCUUGUUAUAUUUCAGAAUGGCGGAUAGAUCGUUGACGGACUUCCAAAAGGAGAAAAUACUUCGGGUGUUUCAUUUGUUAUACGAUACAAAUCAAGAUGGGAUGAUAAAGAAAGAAGAUUUUGGACUUGCUGUUGAGAAAGUAUGUAAGAUAUUAGACUGGACAAAAGGUGGCAAGGAAUAUUCUGAGGCAGAGGAAACAUUGAAUUUGAUAUGGGAAGGUUUGAAAAAAUAUGCUGAUGAAAACCAGGAUGAUAAGGUAUCGGAGGAUGAAUGGCUCAAAAUGUGGACAGAAAGUGUUAAAGACAUUAAAAGUGGUAAAGAGUUUCCGGAAUGGCAGAAAAAAUUUGUAGAUUUCAUGUUUAAAGUCAACGACAAAUCGGGUGACAAUGAAAUAGAUGAGAAUGAAUUUAGCACGGUUUAUCAAGCAUAUGGUAUUAGCAAAGAAAAUUGUAGCACUGCCUUUAAGAAAAUAUCCGGCGGUAAAAAUAUUACUAAACCAGAAUUUGAGGCACUGUGGAUGGAAUAUUUUGUUUCCAACGAUCGAUCAUCUAAGGGAAAUUACCUUUUUGGUGUGCCUGACUUCAUGUGAAGGGGAUAAAUAUAUUGGUGAUAUUUAGCCGAAUUUAAUCGAUGUUACAGUGAAGAUGUUAAUUGUUUAGUCUUUCUGGUUGUGUCGUGAUGCUGUGUUCGUAUUUUGGAAACUCUGAUGAAGGGAUGAUCUACUGUAUAAUGAUCCAUAGUUUCAAACUUCUACGUCAUUUGAUCUCUGAUGGAGAGUUGUCUCAUAGGCAAUUGCAACACAUCUUCUUAUUUUUAGAUAGAAUGAUUUCUAGAAGUAUUUCAUAUUAUAAACACUAGAAGAUGCCCGCGAAAUCGCGGUACAAUUGGGCAAGGGUUGAAACAAAGAGAUUUUAAAUUUCGCGGGCAGUACGUCGACUGAGCAUGCGCGAAAGCGUAUAUGACACUGGUCGAUAAGGAUCUCCGAAAUUAGAUAUUUUCUCAAAAAUUGGUGUUUUCUGUGGAAAAAUGAUUGUUUCAAAGACAAAUUUAGGAAGUACAAAGCACUAUAUUUAUACGUCAUAUCACAAAUAUUUCCGACUUUGUAUGGUUUCAGAGGAGUUGCGGCUCAAUGAAAUCGGUCUCUUCCUUUAGUAGUAUAGAUUUAACAGAGAAAAAAAACAUCUGCUUAUUAUGUCCCACCCAAACCUACACAUGCUAACGAGCAUUAUGGUUAGCUUAUACAUGUAAUAUUUAUGUUUAUCUUAAUGUAAUAGAACUGAAAUUGAAAUGAUUUAGAUGAGAUUUAUUUGUUGAUGGUUGCCUGCUCAAUAUCCAUUAUGUCAGGCAUAUUUAGGACGAGUCAAAUUUAGACCACAAUCCUAAACAGGUCUAAGUCUAGACAUGUGCUCAAUGUGUUCUCUUUUUAAACCCUUUUUACAGUGUUAAUCAGCUUACAGAUUACAUCAGAUAAUACAAGUAUGAAAUCAAAUUACUUAGUACAAAUGUACUUAAUAAAUCUGCUAAGAGAACACUAUUAAGUACUCAUCCAAUCGAUUGUUUGUUAAAAAGUGUUGAAUAUUUAAAGGACAUUGCAAUAUUUAAAUUAUCGGAAUUACGUUGAUAACGCUUCAAAAUUAGCCAAUUGUUUCUAUAUUCACUGUAAUAGUACAUGCAUUUUCAAAAGGACGCUCGUUUUCUCACGAUAUUUAAAUCAUACUGUGCUACCUAAAUAACACUACAAAUUUAGCCGAUUGUUUCUUUUUUCUUUUUGUAAUAUUUCAUGAUGUUGAAUUUAAAAAAGACGAUCUAUUGCUUGCUUCAGUUGAUAGAAUAUACAUGUUUGAUAGCCAUGCUGUUUAGGUGUUAUAGAAAUGGUAUUUAAAAUAUUAUUGUAUGGUAUAUUUCUUAUAAUUUUAUACUGAAUAAAUAUACUAUCAUUGAAAA
Mytilus californianus (California mussel) is the source of this 2022-nucleotide messenger RNA. Its product is annotated as sarcoplasmic calcium-binding proteins I, III, and IV-like. The transcript is spliced from 6 exons. Gene Ontology annotation, molecular function: calcium ion binding. The coding region runs from base 95 to 667 and encodes 190 amino acids. The record is from RefSeq and is a predicted model, not a curated record. NCBI's taxonomy places the organism in Eukaryota, Metazoa, Mollusca, Bivalvia, Mytilida, Mytilidae.